Lepisosteus oculatus (spotted gar) is the source of this 1465-nucleotide messenger RNA. Its product is annotated as prothymosin alpha. Gene Ontology annotation, biological process: negative regulation of apoptotic process; positive regulation of transcription by RNA polymerase II. Gene Ontology annotation, molecular function: histone binding. Gene Ontology annotation, cellular component: nucleus. The record is from RefSeq and is a predicted model, not a curated record. NCBI's taxonomy places the organism in Eukaryota, Metazoa, Chordata, Actinopteri, Semionotiformes, Lepisosteidae.
UGAAGCGAUUUGUUUCACUCCUCUCCUCGCCUCUGGGUCUCUGACUUUGAAUCAGCGAAAGGGGUCAUUACCUUCAUUACAACAGAAGAAAUAUUUACCACUUCUUUUUUGGUUAUCCUUCGGGUUUCCUCGUAUUUUUUUAAUAAUGGCUGAUACCGCAGUUGAUACUACCACUACCACCGAGGUUACUCCUAAGGAUCUGAAGGAGAAGAAAGAGGUGGCGGAGGAGGUGGAGAAGACGGAGAAGGAGAACGGCAGCGGAGACGCACCUGCCAAUGGCACAGAGGCAAAUGGUGCUGACCAUGGUGAGGAAACCCCUGAGGAUGAGGAGGAGGAAGAUGAAGAAGCUGAGGGAGAGGGGGAGGAGGAUGAAGAGGGAGAAGAGGGUGCAGAAGAGGAGGCUGAUGGCCACCCUGUGAAGCGCCCAGCUGAGGAAGAGGAAAAAGUUGAAACAAAAAAGCAGAAGACAGAAAACGGUGACUCCACAGAAGCUGAAGCAAAAGCUUAGAGUCUCACUUCAUCCUCAUUAGCUCUGUCCGCAUGGUCAACUUUACCUAGUAGAGGGUUGUGCUUUUUAUGUACAUUUUACAGAACUUUUUUUAAAUACUGUAAUCGCACUGGAUUCCUGUAACAUUACACAACUUUUUGUUUUGUAAAAUGUUAUUUAUUGGUCCUUGUAUGACCAGUUUCUAUUAAUUGCUGCAAAUAGGGCUCAUUUUUAAGAUCCGAGUGCUUUUUUUAUAUGUACGAAACAUCUGAGCUAUGAAGCACAUUUUCUACUUUGUUACCUGACCAGCCGAUGCACACUUGAGCAGCUGUACCCUUUCUUCGUAAGGAAAUAUUCAGACCUCUAUGGUGACCUCUCGAACCCAGUAAAGACCAAAGAUGUUGGAGUUAAGCAGGGGAUAAUAGACGAUUGUUAGCAUUAGAAUCUGAUUUGUUAGGUAUAGUGCCAUUGCUGCUUUUGGCACCCUUUCAUUUCCUUGGCUGAUGUAUGGUACAGCUGAAAACUGAGGCGGGGGCUCCUUUUUUUGGCUAGUUUUAAAUUACGGAACUGUAUUAAGUUAACAAGCUUUUUUUUUAUAGGAGCCUGAUGGCCUGGUGAAAUAUUCUGCAAUGUUUAUUAACCCCUUUCUUAAAUCUGAAAGUUUUGGUCAUUGUUCUGUAUGAAUUUUUUGAACUACUUUUUGUAUUUUUUCAGUGUACAGUUUUAAGUUGUGAUUUUUUUUUUGUGGUCUGAAAAACCCCAGGUUAAAAUUUUACAACGGCUUGUCUGUAAGACUGAUUUGAAUAAUAUCGCAGUGGUGUUCCCUGAGGGUUCAUAAAGUUAUAUAGGCAGCCACAUUAACUCGUACAGUCUGUCCCCUUGAGCAAAGUUUUUCAAUUUGUAUUUUUUUUUUGGUUGCUUGACCACUGCUUUGUAUAUUCUGGUUCUCAAUUAUAAAUAAAUCAGUCUUGUCUUUUU